GACAUACCAGCAGGGUCGGAAGGAGGCAGGUACGGAAGCUGAUCUGCAAAGUUAGGCAGUCGGAGCUGGCAUUUGACAGAAAAACGGUUGUCCCUGGAUUUUGAGCAUCUGACGCUGACCUCUGAAUCUGAGCAUCCCCUGCUGCUCCCUCACCCUUCGGAGAGAUGUCUGUCACUUACGACGAUUCCGUUGGAGUAGAAGUGUCCAGCGAUAGUUUCUGGGAGGUCGGGAACUACAAGCGGACGGUGAAGCGGAUUGACGAUGGCCACCGCCUGUGCGGCGACCUCAUGAACUGCCUGCACGAGCGGGCGCGCAUCGAGAAGGCGUACGCGCAGCAGCUCACCGAGUGGGCCCGGCGCUGGAGGCAGCUUGUGGAGAAGGGGCCCCAGUACGGGACGGUGGAGAAGGCCUGGGUGGCCGUCAUGUCUGAGGCCGAGAGGGUGAGCGAGCUGCACCUGGAGGUGAAGGCCUCGCUGAUGAACGAGGACUUCGAGAAGAUCAAGAACUGGCAGAAGGAGGCCUUUCACAAGCAGAUGAUGGGGGGCUUUAAGGAGACGAAGGAGGCCGAGGACGGCUUCCGGAAGGCGCAGAAGCCCUGGGCCAAGAAGCUGAAGGAGGUAGAAGCAGCAAAGAAAGCCCACCAUGCAGCCUGCAAGGAGGAGAAGUUGGCCAUCUCGCGAGAAAGCAACAGCAAAGUGGACCCGUCGCUCAACCCUGAGCAGCUUAAGAAACUUCAAGACAAAGUAGAAAAAUGCAAGCAAGAUGUUCUCAAGACCAAAGAAAAGUAUGAGAAGUCCCUGAAGGAGCUGGACCAGGGCACGCCCCAGUACAUGGAGAACAUGGAGCAGGUGUUCGAGCAGUGCCAGCAGUUUGAGGAGAAGCGCCUGCGCUUCUUCCGGGAAGUUUUGCUAGAGGUUCAGAAGCACCUCGACCUUUCCAAUGUGGCCAGCUACAAAAACAUUUACCGUGACCUGGAGCAGAACAUCAAAGCUGCUGACGCCGCGGAGGACCUGAAGUGGUUCAGAACCAACCACGGGCCGGGCAUGUCCAUGAACUGGCCGCAGUUCGAGGAGUGGUCUGCUGACAUGAAUCGAACUCUCAGCCGGAGAGAGAAGAAGAAGGCCACUGAUGGUGUCACCCUGACAGGCAUCAACCAGACAGGCGACCAGGCUCUGCAGAACAAGCCCAGCAGCGACCUUAGUGUCCCAAGCAACCCCACACGGUCAGCGCAGUCACUGUCCAGCUACAACCCCUUCGAGGAUGAGGACGACACGGGGAGCACCGUCAGUGAGAAGGAGGACAUUAAGGCCAAAACCGUGAGCAGCUACGACAAGGCGCAGAGCUGCCCCACUGACUGGUCGGACGACGAGUCUAACAACCCGUUCUCCUCCACGGAUGCCAACGGGGACUCCAACCCAUUCGACGAGGACACCACCUCGGGGACCGAAGUGCGGGUCCGCGCCCUUUAUGACUACGAGGGCCAGGAGCAUGACGAGCUGAGCUUCAAGGCCGGGGACGAGCUGACCAAGAUGGAGGACGAGGAUGAGCAGGGCUGGUGCAAGGGACGCUUGGACAACGGACAGGUUGGCCUGUACCCAGCGAAUUAUGUCGAGACGAUCCAGUGACAGCCCCGUAGGCUGGCUGGCGGAGGGGUGGAGGCUGUGGCCCCAGGAACUCUGUUAGCCAUCGGCCUGGGCAGCACCUCUGGCGCCUCCAGCCGGCUGUGUGGGCGUCCACUUUUUCCUGUAAAAGAUGAUGGCUCCGUUGCUCUUGGCUUCAUGGUGUCUCUUGAAGACAGAUGAGCCGGUCAUUUCACCUGAGACUUGCAGCCUUCCCACAGUGCAGACGGAGAUCUGAACACAGGAAGACACAGUACAACAGACAUCGCCGCCCCCUCCCCGCUCCCCUGCUCGGUGUGCGUGUUGGCUUAUCAUGGAUCUGUAUAUUCUUGACCUUGUCUUUCUGCCUCUCCUCCGCGUCAAUGGUGGGUUACACUGAUUCUUGUUCCACUGAUCCCUUCUCGGAUGCGUCUUAUCACCCGCGACUUAAAUGAACAAAUUUACAUGUCAUUUUCUGAGGUUUUUAAUUUAAAGACUGUGUACGGUUGUACUUUUUUAUAUACUUGUUCCUCCAUUCAUUUACACUUAAAUUAUGGCACAGAUUGAUGUACACCAGGCUUGAGGAAGCGACACCUCUGUUCCCGUGUCGUACUGUUCGAUUGGCUACGCCGCUGCCCGGCUUAUUUGGCCAGACGGUGUGUGAGGCGAGAGUUUGCAGUAGGGAAUUCUGGGACGUGUCAUGGCUGCGUCUCUGCUGAUGCUGAGUGCUCUGUGCCCGUGGGCGCCCAGACAUGAGUUUAAGAGAUAACCUUAUGCCAUGCUUCCCCCAGUCACCAUAUUUAAAACCUGUUUCUGCUCUGUUCAUGCAAAAAAGUUAACUCUUAACAAUUCUGCAGUGAUUUGGAGGUUAAAAGAGAGAAGACUAACUUUUCAGGCAAAUGCAUCUGUAGAUUACGAUGCUUUAUGAUAAACAUAAAGUCAUGUCUUCAUGUAUAUCUGUAUAUAUUAUUUGAUAUUCAGAGAAUCUAAAGAGCUUGUCUACUGUUUUAAUGAGAUUAAAGGCUCUUGACAGUGGGUUUAAUUGGUUAAACUGCUCGAAGGCCGUGGCAUUCGGGCACAGGCGUGGCGGGUCAGCCGGGCCUGCUCCGGGCUCGGGACAUCGGCCCUGGGCCUCUCUGAAGACGGUUGGAGGGUGGUCUGUCCUCCCCGGCCAGCUGUGCGUCCAGCUUCUAACCAGCUUUCGUCCCCUCCGUAGCAGAACACUGAAAAACUCCCAGGUCUUUCCAGUGAUUGCAAAUUUCAGUCAUCCGUAUUCCUCGUGAGCAAACAGAAGCUGGGUCUCACCCCAUAGCACAGGGGUCUCUUCUGGGCGCCCUAAGUCAUCAGGGAGCAGACGCACUGCCACAGGAAGCUACACUGAACUCACGGGGCAUGGGAGGGAGGGAAAACUUUUAUUUUGUGUAACUCAGACGUUGGUGAAAUGGCCACCGCCAUCACAAGCUAUGCAUUUACGCGAUGUUUCCAGGGAGCUCGAUGUCUUGCUUGGAAAGUGAAUGUGUGUAUGUGUUUCUCUUGAAGACUUACCAGCAGAAAUCCUUAUUCCUUUGCUACAGAUUACCAAAAAUAGUCGUCUUUUCGGUUCAGGAGUUUCUUUAAAUGUAUAGUAUUUUAGGAAAAAAAUCAAUAAACAGUUGAUCUCAUGAA
Pteropus alecto (black flying fox) is the source of this 3263-nucleotide messenger RNA. It is a transcript of the gene PACSIN2, whose product is annotated as protein kinase C and casein kinase substrate in neurons 2. The transcript is spliced from 11 exons. The coding region runs from base 165 to 1625 and encodes 486 amino acids. Gene Ontology annotation, molecular function: phospholipid binding; protein binding. Gene Ontology annotation, biological process: actin cytoskeleton organization; regulation of endocytosis; caveola assembly. Gene Ontology annotation, cellular component: endosome; cytoplasm; plasma membrane. NCBI's taxonomy places the organism in Eukaryota, Metazoa, Chordata, Mammalia, Chiroptera, Pteropodidae. The record is from RefSeq and is a predicted model, not a curated record.